AUGUCAAUGUACGUAGCUGUAAAGGAUAUUGGUCCUCUCGAUAGGGAGAAAGCCAUCAGAGUAAAGUGUGUUAUAUGUUACGAAAUCCCUGAAAAAGGGUCUACAGAGAUUAAGAGUCGAGAAGUGUUGUUUUGCGAUAAAGAGGCUUUAAACAGAAUUCUGAUGUACACAUUUUUGUACUCUGUUCACUGUUUAACUGUGUUCCAGGGAACUUUCAUUCAUUUGAACAUGCAAAAUAACGAUGUGAAAAAAUAUAACAAUGUUUUCAUAGAAGGGAAGCUGUAUUCAGUCAAAAAAAUUUUGGUCUUCACCCACUACUAUAUGUACAAAACUUGUGAUCACAAGUAUAUGAUCAGGCCAAACUAUAAGACUCAGGUUAAGGCCAUAAAAUCCAAAGGUUUUCCUACUAAGAUGUUUCAACUAAAAAACUAUGACUCUUUGAAAGACCCUACUCAAGUGAAUGACAAGGUUCUGUUUGAUUUAAUAGGCAGAGUUGUAGAGAUCCAUCCUCCAGUUGACAAGAUAAUAGUGGGUAGACCAGCAAAACUCAUAGACUUUAAAAUGGCUGAUAAUGAGGGAAAUACCUUACAGUGCACUGUGUGGGACAGUCAUGUUGCUGCCAUGCUACCCUACUAUGAUGCAGGUCUUAAAGAACCAUUAAUUUUGGUACUACAGCUAUGUCGGGCGAAGGUGGUCAAUGGUGAAGUCAGAAUCACUAGCUGCUAUGAUGCUACCCAACUUCAUUUCAAUGCAUCUUACCAGGAAUUUGCUGAUUUUAGGUCUCAGUUAACUGCUCCAAACAGUCCUUUGCGCAGUAUAAGUACAGCAACAGUGCUGUCUCAAUCAGCAGGCUUAGAUGACUUUACCAGGGGUGCUUUGACUGUAACUACAGUAUUUAAUCUGUUGAAAAAGAAACAGAAUGGGGAGUUCUAUGUACCUGCUGAAAUUGUUGCAAUUGAAGGUUCUUUCGGAUGGAUGUACAUUUCUUGCAUGUCACCGGGAUCUAAUAGAAAACUUUCAGACGAAUCAGGUGAACUGAUUUGUACCAAUUGUGAUAAGAAAUAUAAAGAAGGAAUGGCAAGGUAUCGGGUAAGAGUUAUUGUUCUAGAUAAAGGUCUAGAUGAUGCUCCCUUCCUAUUAUGGGAUAGGGAGUGUUCUGAAUUAGUUGGUAUCCCAGCACACAGUUUGUACACAAAGUAUAAUAAGGUUUCUGACAUUCCAAAAGAAUUGGAAACAUUAGUGGGUAUGAGAAUGGUAUUUAGGAUAUCAUUAAAAAUGGAGUUCAUGAAGGGAGCUAAUUCAGCGUACACUGUUAUGAAAGUUCUAAGGGAUGAAGCCUUAGUGUCAGCAUACUGUUCUAAACUGAUUGAAGACCAAGACAAGGACAUGAUAUCAAAAAUGUUAGAUGAGGACGAGGAGGAAGAGGAGGACUCGGAUCAGGAAGCUUCAAAUGGAGACAAUGAGGUCAACAGUCCAUUAAAUCUACAUCAGUCUCAAAGCCUAGACAAUGAUCAUUCAGAGGCAGAUGGUGUGAAGCGAUCGCUUAUGGACCAGUUUUCAUCCUCUAGCAAGAAGGGAAAAACUGUGGACAAGAAAGAAGCAACCACAGGGAAGCAACCACAAGGAAUCAAACACAAGGAAUCAAUCACAAGGAAUCAAGCACAAGGAAUCAAGCACAAGAAUAUGGUAGUUAAGGAAGCAAACACAUUCAACUAG
This is a messenger RNA of Ipomoea nil (Japanese morning glory), 1716 nucleotides long. RefSeq lists its product as uncharacterized. The transcript has 11 exons. The record is from RefSeq and is a predicted model, not a curated record. Bases 1 to 1716 code for a protein of 571 amino acids. NCBI's taxonomy places the organism in Eukaryota, Viridiplantae, Streptophyta, Magnoliopsida, Solanales, Convolvulaceae.